Molecule: messenger RNA, 2408 nt
Organism: Gopherus flavomarginatus (Mexican gopher tortoise)
Lineage: Eukaryota; Metazoa; Chordata; Testudines; Testudinidae
Product: histo-blood group ABO system transferase 1-like
Exons: 8
Coding region: 816-1910 (364 amino acids)
Biological process (GO): carbohydrate metabolic process
Cellular component (GO): membrane; Golgi apparatus; vesicle
Molecular function (GO): hexosyltransferase activity
Source: RefSeq, a predicted model, not a curated record
CAAAAUGCCACCCUCCCAAAUCCUGGUGCCCUGAGCCACCGCCUAGGUCGCCUAAAUGGAAGCGCCGGCCCUGCUCUGCUGGCAAACUGCCCAUCUAAUUACCAUGCAAUAAAACAGCAUCCAGAGGAAUGAAACAAGAGGUUUGGGCUACUGCUGCCCUCUCCAGAGAGCUUGCAGCUCCCAGCUUCUAAAGAUCCGCUCCGGAGGCAGACUCAGCGGGCUGCAGCAGCCAGCUGUGGGGACCUGCAGGAAGGGGCAGAGCUGGGUGGACCCUAAGACCCAGGGCUGCCCCACGCAGCGACGCUGGCUGCCCACGCCCGAGGACCGCCCUGCGAGUGCUUUUGCAGAGAGGAGCCUGAAGUGUCACAACUCAUCAGCAUCCGGGCCAGAUUCUUACGGCGGGCUUGAGGGAGCACCAGCAGGGCCAACCGCUACCGAGCUGCUGGCAUGUGAGGGCCAAACGGAGCCUGCUCUGCGAACUAGGGCGUUUACCCAGGUCCCCAGCCAGUUAGCUCCCGCGUGGGAUUGCGUGGACCUGGUGCGAGUUUCCGCGAGCGAGGAUUGCAGGACUGGCCUGAGUCAGAGCACGGGGACUCUCCUGGGCUGGCCCCUGCUCGCAAACUGCCCAUCUAAUUCCUGUGCCAGCCAUCAGGAUCCACAGGGAUAUCAGACAAGAGGUUUGGGCUACCGCUGCCCUCUCUAGAGAGCUUGCAGCUCCCAGCUUCGUACGGCUGCUCCAGUCCACGGCUGUCACCGACAAUCUCCGCAAUUCCCUCUUCCUCACGCUCAUUCCCGUGGGAGCAAUCGGGUGCGCGAUGGACAAGCACCAAGGGAAAACAGGAGUGGUCAAAGGCUAUUUUCCAAAGAGCCAUCUUCAUGUCAUGGGUUUCAGCACGCUGCUGUGCUUCAGUUUUGGCUACCUUUGGUAUGUUUUCAGUGGUACCUCAAGCAAGGUCUCCGACACAACGAGCAGUAAUACCCAGGACUUUCACAAUAUAAAGAAACCAAGCAACCAUAUCCUGGAAGAUUUACUACAAAUUGAAUUGCCAAGAAUGAUUUACACAAAGCCACAGAUUCUAAAGCCACCGAGAUGUGACGUCCUUAUGAUGACUCCAUGGUUUGCUCCAAUAGUUUGGGAAGGGACCUAUAACUCCGAGAUCCUGAAUGAGCAGUUCCGACAAAGGAAUGUCACUGUUGGACUGACAGUGUUUGCUAUCAAAAAGUAUGUAGUCUUCCUCAAGACAUUUUUAGAAACUGCAGAGACUUACUUUAUGGUUGGACAUAGGGUGAACUAUUACAUUUUCACAGACAGACCAGAAGAAGUUCCUAAAGUUGCGCUCAAAGAAGGAAGGAACGUAGUGGUUCUGCAAGUUCAAAACUACCCUAGAUGGCAAGAAAUCUCUAUGCGACGAAUGGAAAUGCUCAGCUACUUCUCUCAGCAGCGGUUCAUUAAUGAGGUCAGCUACCUUGUGUGUGUUGAUGUAGACAUGAGGUUUAAUGACCAAGUUGGAGUGGAGAUCCUGAGCGACUUGUUUGGCACACUACACCCAGGUUUCUAUGCCGCAGAGCGUCGGUCUUUCACCUAUGAACGUCGACCUGCUUCUCAAGCUUAUGUGCCCAGCGAUGAGGGUGACUUCUACUAUAUGGGAUCCAUUUUUGGAGGAACAGUAAUGGAGGUUUACAAGCUGACCAAGAAAUGCCACGAAGCCAUCAUGGUGGACAAAGCCAAUGGAAUUGAGGCAAUCUGGCAAGAAGAGAGUCACUUAAACAAGUAUUUUCUUUACCACAAACCAACCAAAAUACUUUCUCCAGAAUACAUGUGGGACGACAAUCUAGGUAGGCCAGAGAUCCUUAAGAAAAGAAGGUUUCUUGCUGUACCAAAGAAUCAUGCUGCAAUCAGAAAUAAAUGAAGUUCAUCUCAGACUGGUCUUAGUGUGAACUAACAUAACUGAUAUUGUAGGUUUCCUUGGUUGAUGAAAAUAUACAAAACAAUUGAUAAAGCUUCAUAACUUUUUAUGACAUCCCCAGUAUUUCUGGAUAUGGGAAUGGUUUGCAAGAUGUUGCUGUGAUGUUGCUCUCCAUAUGUUUUAUGGAAAUAUGCUAAUGAGUGUGAAUAUAAUGUAAUUGGAAUAUGCUUCAUGCUAAAGGUCUCUUGUAAGAUAUCAUUACAAAGUUUAUAAUCUACUGCAGGGGUCGGCAUCCUUUCAGAAGUGCUGUGCCGAGUCUUCAUUUAUUCACUCUAAUUUAAGGUUUCGCGUGCCGGUAAUACAUUUUAAUAUUUUUUAGAAGAGUUCUCUAUAUAAGUCUAUAUAUUAUAUAACUAAAUUAGUGUUUGUAUUGUAAAAUAUAUAAGGUUUUCAAAAUGUUUAAGAAGCUGAAUUUAAAAUUAAAUUAAAAUGUUGUUUUUA